Molecule: messenger RNA, 1544 nt
Organism: Haliotis rubra (blacklip abalone)
Lineage: Eukaryota; Metazoa; Mollusca; Gastropoda; Lepetellida; Haliotidae
Product: monocarboxylate transporter 12-like
Exons: 4
Coding region: 96-1544 (482 amino acids)
Biological process (GO): monocarboxylic acid transport; transmembrane transport
Molecular function (GO): monocarboxylic acid transmembrane transporter activity
Source: RefSeq, a predicted model, not a curated record
AGCUUACGGAUAUGAAAACCCCAAUUUAUCUUACCAUUAGCAUCAUGAAUCCGUAACACAUCAUAGCAAGUUCUCGGAUAUCUGGAACUUUCCAUAUGAAGAAGCCUGCAGCAAUACUCUAUGCACCGGCUAUAAUAACGUACAACCUACAUCUCCUAAUCAAGCUGAUGAUGACAACUCGGAAGGACGUGGACCAAGGGUACGCCUGGGUAGCUCUGGCAGCAGCUGUCUCUAUUCAGCUUCUAGCAGGACUGGUUGCCUUUUCAUCAGGAGUCAUCAACAUCGCCAUCAUGCAAGAGGUGGAGAAUGACAUCACGGAAACAUCAUGGAUAGGUUCAACUCUAAUUGGAUCUUACACAUUACUCGGACCAUUAGCUGGUAUGGUUCAACACCGAAUUGGGUCUAAACUGACGGCGUUCGCCGGAGGAACGCUGGCACUCCUGGGGAUGACCAUUGCAUCGUUUUGUCAAACAAUCGUAGGGCUGAUCUUUACGUAUGGAAUAAUGGCGGGGUUUGGAUUGUGUUUGGGUGCCAAUGUCGUCGGCGUCAUCCCUGGACAAUAUUUUGAGAAGAAGAGACCCGCUGCCUAUGGAUUGUGCAUGGUAGGAGGAGGUAUGGGUCUGUUUGUGGCUGGCCCCCUUGCACGGUAUCUACUGGACGAGUACAAACUGCAUGGGACACUACUCAUCAUUGGUGCUAUUGCAUUUCACAUGUGCGUUGCAGCAUCCCUCAUACGUAAACCACCACUGUCCAUCAGAACUAUUGAAAUUGAGCAAAACAUUCAAGACGAAUCCGUCAAGAAGAUAGAUGCAUUGGUGGAAGAUGCUUUCUGUCCGAGAAAUCUGCACUCAGGCACUGAAAACGGAACAACUGUGGUGUCAUCUCAAUGCUUGGAAAAUUCUGAUGAUCAGCUAACAAAAACUCCCUUUCUUCAUAAAACAAACUGUUCCAGCAUUUCAAUUGAAAAGGAAAUCUCAAAACCGUGUUGCCUCAAAUCAACAUGUACUGUUCUAAAGAGUGUUUCUAACAAAUCGUUCCUUCUGUAUAACACAGCCAUCAUUUUCUGGUCAUUAGGUGACGCUGCGUGCAUAUUCCACUUACCAAAUUAUGCAGAGGUGAUGGGAAGUUCUCCAACAGCAGCUUCAAAUCUGUUAAGUGCAUUGGGUGCCGGGGGCGUGGUUGCAAGGUUUAUUAUAGGACUUUGGGCCUCCGAUUCCAGCAUGGAAUUUUCAGUGCUCCAAGUGGGUUUCCUUGGCAUUACUGGGGUGAUUACAGUUCUGUUUCCUCUGAUGUCGGAUACCUACCGCUGGCAACUUGGUUUUAGUUUCUUUUACGGGGUUUACAGUCAUGGCACGAAUUCAUUAAUGGGUCCCUUCGCAAUAGAACUGGCGGGUUUGGCGACCGUUGCUGUUGGGUUUGGUGUGGUAUACUUCUCAUGUGGAGUUGGAUACCUUCUUGGACCUGUCAUCGCGAGUAAGUUCUAUAUUGACAAACACAUUAAGGAAUUUGACACAAAUAUUUGUACCGUAUAUGUGUGUAAUUGA